UGAGCCACCCAGGGCCCGAAAAGACUGCCACUUUGAGCGUAUCCCAGAAUAGGAACAUUCUCUGCAGAGUAGCAAAAUCUGGGAUGCAGUGAGAGCAGUCCUGGAGCUUGGGCCACAAGACUGCGCAGAUCUGAGGGGACCGGGGGUAUCAGUGGUAGGAAGAGGUACCUUCUAGGGGUCUGGGGCCCGGCCGUGCUGUCUGCAGAGACUCAUGCGUGUUUUGUAAAGCAGUUCUGGAGUGCUGCUGGGCCCUGGCAGAGGGCCGUCAGACAUGACAUGACCCCAUGGCCAGAGCUGCUUGUCAUGAGGUCAGUGAAGAUGAGCGGACAAGACCCUCCCAGUCUCUUGGAUCUUGCAGCACAGAGCCUGCUGAAUGAUGAGUACUCAGCUGUCCGUGCCCUGGAGGAGCUCCCUGUGGGCCUUUUCCCAGCAUUGUCCACGGCAGCCUUUGAUGGGGGACACACAAAGACUGUGACAGCAAUGGUGCAGGCCUGGCCCUUCCCCUGCCUCUGUCUGGGAUCGUUAAGAGAUCAGUCAAUAACUCAAGAAGUUGGAAGCUGUCCUCGAUGGGCUGGAAUUGGUUCCUACCAAUGCUGCAUGCCCCAGGAGAUCGAAGCUGAAGGUGCUGGAUUUUACCCAUGACUUUGAGCACUCCAACUGGGAGGAGUGCUCUGAGACUACUCCCGCCCCCUUUGUCAUCACGCACAUGUUGGAAGAGCCAGAGGCAGAACCGCUGUGCCCAGUUCCAGAGAACAGCCUCCACAUCACCAAGAACCCGUGGAAAUCCACACAGACCUUUUUCUCUCGGUGGUUUGUUUGGCUUCUUCCACCUGUCGGGGUUCUCCUCGUACAUACUGCAGAGAGUCGGGAAGAGCCACGGCUGUCUGCGCCUCUGCUGUCGGACCAUGGUCAUCAACCAGGUGCCAUUCCGCAGCCUCGUAGAGAUCCUGGGAAUGCUGGAGCUGGAGACCAUCCAAGAGGUGAGGCUUCAUCACAGGAGUAGGUUCUGCUUCCAGUCGGACCUCAUCCAGUUCUUCACCCACGUAGGGCAGAUGAGCAAUCUGGGCCACCUCGUCAUGAACGACAUACCCUGGGAUUUCCCUGCAGACUGUUUCUCUUUGCUAAGUCUGCUGGGCCACCUUCAGAAGCUCCAUCUCAUCUUUGGCUGUCUCUCGGGCCAGAUGCUGAGUGGCCUGCGAAAACCGCUGGAGAUGCUGCUGAUCAAUGGAUGUAGGCUCACUGAGAAUGACAUUACCUACUUGUCCCAGAGCGUUCAUGCCACCCACCUGAAGGAGUUGGUCCUCUGUGGUAAUAACCUGUCCCAAAUGGUUCCUGGGCCCCUGGAGGUUCUGCUGGGGGAGGUGUCCGGCACUCUGCAGCACCUGAACUUGAGAAGCUGCCGGCUGAAGGAGGCCCAGCCCCGAGCCCUGCUGCCUGCCCUGUGUUGCAGCUCCCGCCUCCGCUCUCUGGUGUUCUACGACAAUGUCAUCUCCACCUUGGGCAUCAUGAACAUGCUGCAGCACUUGGCAGGGCUGACAGAACUGAAGCGCGUGCAGUACCCUUUCCCUGCCGAGUGUGUUGUGUACUUGGAUGAAUAUGGGUGGGGGAACCUCAACAGAGUGGCGCUCGCCCGCAUGCACGCCAAGUUGCGGGAAAUGUUGCAGGUGCUACAGCGGGCCGACAUGGAGUUGACGAAUUCGGCCUCAGUGGCCUGACUUAGGAAAACACACAGCCGACCUGAUGGGGAAGAGGUGCAGCAGUGGGUCCUGGAGCCGGGGCAGUGGAUUUCCCGACUGGAUGGUGUGGCUUGGAAGAAAACUAUGAAAACAAGAAAAAACACAACGAACGCUGUGGUGGGGACUGCUGUUUCUGGAUCCACCUGGGGCUCCAUUAUCCAUGACAUCGACAAGCAGCGGUCAGAAAUAACACUGUACAGGUGUUGUUCUAAUGCUGGAUAUAAACAGAGAGCUUCUCCCAGCACUUGUCCUUCUGGUUUGUUUACCCAAUUUCCCUUUCAUUUUGCUUCAGUAUUCCCACUUUGAACAGCACGCAGUUGGACACAGGUGUCCCCUGCUUUUUGAAAAUUUGCGUUAUGCCACUUGAGCGAAAGACUUACAUUAGUACCUGUUCUCGCUAAUCGAAAGAAAUCUGAAGAGGAUUUUCACUUUUACAAAAACGAAAACAUUCAGCGUUUGUUUUGCAGCAAGCCAUUAUAGAGGCAGCCCGCACCAUGAGCAGCGAGAGUGCCCCUGCCAAGUGCCCCCUGGGAACUCCGCUCAGCAUCUUAUCGUCAAGCCACCAUCACUGUGAACUGUGUCUUUGUCCUAUUUUCAAGUCCGCUGAUUAUUCUACAUGUUCAAGUCUGCCUUUGAAUCUCUUCAGCACCGCCUGCCCAGGACAGGGAAUGGGCAGGAGGGGUGAGUUGGCUGAGGUCGUGGGCAGCAGAAAAGCUGAUUUCCCAGUUCCGGUUCCUCAGAUUCUGCGUUUCUUCCCCACGAUGCCGGAACCCUUCUCCCCACAGUGCCACACUGUAGGCUCUUCUGUGGAUUUCUCCAGAUCUUCUGACUCCAUGAACCUCAUUCUGAACAAUCUUCAUGGAGGCUUUUCUUUCCCCUAA
This is a messenger RNA of Leptonychotes weddellii (Weddell seal), 2617 nucleotides long. It is a transcript of the gene PRAME, whose product is annotated as PRAME nuclear receptor transcriptional regulator. Lineage: Eukaryota; Metazoa; Chordata; Mammalia; Carnivora; Phocidae. Gene Ontology annotation, cellular component: cytoplasm. The record is from RefSeq and is a predicted model, not a curated record. Gene Ontology annotation, molecular function: protein binding.